AUGGUUACCGCACUGGGUAUGUGCAGUAAAGAUGGAACAAGUGGUCCUUUACACCCUGUCACCUUCUCUGAUCCCGGCCAUUUGUUCUUCUUCGAUCGGCUAAGGUAUCAACGUUUAACUGGCCGAUUUUGUGACACCACUAUCAUCAUUAACAACAAGACCGAGUUCCGGGCUCAUAGAAAUAUAUUGGCCGCCUAUAGUCCUUAUUUUGAUUCCGUUUUAACUUUUAAUCGAGUGGCCAACGAGAAGAUUAUGUUGAACAAGGACAAGUAUAGUGAGGACGCCAUGAGAGUUAUUCUCAACUACAUGUACGGAGAAAGCAUUGUGAUUGACAGGACCAACGUGAAGGAUGUUUUGAAAUUGGCCAACGAUCUAAUUGUAUGUUUUUGAGAAAGUUGAGAGAUGUUUUUAGAUUGUUCGGAUCAAAAAUCACUGUUUGGACUAUCUGGAGAGGAAUUUGGAUGCGUCCAACUGUCUCACUAUUAAGACUUUGGCCGAAAAUUACGCAGUGCAGAAACUAAUCAACAAAUCUAUUGAUUACUUCAAACGGAAUAUUGAUACAAUUCUCUUGCAUAACACAGAUAUAUUAUCCAUGCCAUUCAAAGAUGUUAAGCUUUUGUUACAACGUUACGAAAACCAUAUUCAUCCUGAUAUCGCCUUCGGGUAAGUGUUAUCUUCUGAUGUUAUGGGAGUUUUAGAUUGAUUGUGCGUUGGGUAAAUCAUGACCUGCCCAAAAGAGAACAUCACUUUGGUCACAUGACUAAAAGGACUGAUAUAUCGAAAGUAACAGUAACAAAGUUGGAGAGUAUUCUUGAUUUUAACCCAUUCUUUAUGCACUCCGAAAGGAGUUUGUACAUAUUAUUAACUGAGAUGUGAGUGGAUUUUCAACUAAGGGAACUUGAUAUUGUUUUAGGAAGAACAAAGGUAUUUUGAUGGAGAAAUAUAUCCAAAAAACUAUGGAACUUGAAGCAAAAUAUGGCUUCGAAAACCCCGAAACAGCCUUGGAUUCGGAAAUGGAUGAAAGUCAGAUCUCGGACGGCGAGAAUAUACAGUAGGCUUUGUUGCUUCUUUUUUACCCUUUUUUUUGUUUCUUAUUUUUGUUUGUAUCUUUGCAGUGACGGCGUCCACGAAGGUCAGCCAUUGAAAAUAAGAUUAAAAGUCGGAAAGAAGAGAAAAGGUAAUCUCCUUUGCAAAAAACAUAGUGGUGUUUUAGGGAAACCACAUUCAGAUGGUGGUCAUCGGAAGAGAGGAAGGCCAAGAGUUCAUCGGCCAGUCCUCAAUGACCUUGGGCCUGAUGUUGAAGAAGAACCGGAGAGUAUAUUCUAUCAGUUUGAUGAAGAGAACGACACGGUUACUGUAAGUUGAACUAACUGUCAAUUCCUUUUUUCAUUUCAAUCUUUUUAAAGAUUUGAUUUUUUAAGGCAUUCGAAGAGCCUGAUGAGACUGAUCCAGCUGAUGUUAUUCCUGAAGGCCAAGAGAAUAUGGAUGAGGAAGAUGCUGUACCUGUGAGUUAUUUGAACCAUAAAACUAGUUUGAUUACAGUAUGACUGUGCCUGUGAAUAUUGCGAUUACAAAGCCUCGAAUCGGGAUCGUCUAAAGAAACACAAUGCUACCGCUCAUUCCCUGAACGUUCUUUACUUUUGCACCAUCUGUAACUUUGAAUGUCGAUGGAAUCACAACUUUUAUGAACACAUGCGUCAGCAUUUCCAGGCAGGUCAUCUAAACGGCUGUGUGGAUAUUAUCCAUGACUUGGGGAAGAGCAAUAAGCCAGAUUAUUUGGUUAGAAAUAAUUUAAGAUAUGAUUAAGGUUGAGCAUUCCCUGCAUACGUGCUGAUUGCUGAUUUUCCCGCUCUCUUCAUUAUUCCUUCAGGUCAUUACAUCGAAAUCCAAGAAGAGCUUCGGCUUUGUCUUUUUUCGGCACUCACUUCCGCUUGCAAACUUUUUAAAUAACACAUGCAGUAUAAUGCGGAUAUGGUAAUAAGAAGGGGGAAUGUUUUGGCCGCAGGGCUUACGUCAAAUGGGAUUAUCUUCCCCUUAAACAGUCUUCACGCACGCCUUUUCGUUAUCCAUCUGAUUCGGUAGAGUCGGGUAGUUUUACAGUGCACAUCUCUUUGGAUGGCAUACUGUAGGUUCCCACCGCUUACUCAAUUACUUUCAGACCGUCCCAUUUCAAUGUGAGUUCUGUUCGUAUAGUGUUGAUCGCAUGCACGUCCUUCUCUCCCACAGAUUGACGCACAGUAAGUUCCAUUUGUAUUAUACUUGACCUAACGUUGGGCUUAAUGUUGAGAAAAUUGUUAAUUAUAUUUACUUUUUAAAAUAUAAUUUCUCUUAAUCUUCCAGAUAUUGUCUUCAUCAUCAUUUGUAUUAGGUUAGUUUUAGUUAAAUAAACCUUCUACAAGAAGAUUAGGUCUACAAGGAUAAGGUCUGGGAAAUCGUCGACGACGUUUCCUACGAUGACGUUCUUCUCCUUUCUGCAUCUAUUCCCGCUAUAAUCCCCUACGUUUCAGCGGACGAGAAACCAUACAAGUGCACGGACUGCGAUUUCAGAUCAAGGUCUAAGACAAAUCUCGUGGUCCAUUAUCGAGUUCACAGUGGCGAACGCCCAUUCGAGUGCAAGUCAUGUGGUAAGUAGCAUGAUUAAUACGGAUACCAGUUUAAAUUAUGGUUUAAGUUUACAAAGAAAAUCUUCGUAACCUAAAUUUACAUUGAUUUAGGUAAGCGUUUUGCUGUCAGACGCACCUUGGAUCAACACAUGGCCACCCAUUCAGGAAAUAGGUAUAAUCGUUGUUCCCUUUAAUAUGAAGAACCAUAUUGUUUUAGGCCCUUCCAAUGUGAUCAAUGCCCAUUUACGACAAAAUAUCAAAGUCAUCUGGUCUCGCAUCGCAGAAUUCACACGGGAGAUCUCUUUCGAUGUCAGGAACCUGGCUGCGAAUAUGUGUCUCCAAAGAAGAGCCAACUCGCGGCACAUCUUCGAACACAUUUGGCUGUUAGACCACAUCAAUGUAAAACUUGUAAUCGAUCGUUUAUCGAGAGAUCUCAUCUGGUCAGACAUGAAAGGAUACAUCUCAAGGAUAAACCUUUCAAAUGCGAGCUCUGCGAUUACGCAUCUUCUAGGAGAGACAAACUAAAAGAGCAUUUCUUGAAACAUCACACCGCAACCAGUAAGAGUAAGCAAUACCGCCAUAAGGACAAAAAGAAGAGCCAUGAGGCAACGAUGACAGCAGAAAAGGCCAAGGUAAGUUUGACAGUGGCACACCAAAGUUUUAUUUCCAGUUCCUAUCUCCUGGCUAUGUCUUCCGCCCAAUAACUCAAGACUUUGAUCGUCGAGAACAUUCGAAUAGCGUCCCCAUGGGUGGAUAUGAUGAAGAACUGAUCGAACUCAACAUGCAAGGUCAUUCCAAUCCCUCGAUUCUCCCGCCAAAUCAAAUCCAACGUCAACUCAGCGUCCCCAUCGACUUCUGUCACAACCAGGAAAUGCCUCCCAUGCCAGAAUCUAGCCAGAUGGGUCAUCCACCCAUCUCCAAUAUGAUGUUCGAAGGGACGAUGAUCCCUCCCGGCUCUCAUUCCCGGUCAUAUUCGAAUACGGACAUGCCUCAGAGUUCGUUUAAUCAACUCCCCAGCUCCUCGUUGAGUCUAGACAACUAUCCAGUGGACUUUACAAAUCAGCCGAGACCUCCCCCUGACAACUCCAUCCCUGUCAGUCAGAUCAGCAGUGACAUGAGGAACACUGUCUCCAUUGAAUAUGGGGGAUACAUUGAUAAUUUGAGCGGCCAAAUGAUGCAGCCAGUGGAACGACCGCGGAGUCAUCCCGCCCUCAGAUACCCCCAGGGCCCAACCGACUUCAACAACAUCAGAUCUCACCAACAACCGGGCUCCUCGCAUUCCACUCAACCUCCACACGACCGAAACGAGUGGUAUUAA
This is a messenger RNA of Bursaphelenchus xylophilus (pine wood nematode), 3921 nucleotides long. NCBI's taxonomy places the organism in Eukaryota, Metazoa, Nematoda, Chromadorea, Rhabditida, Aphelenchoididae. The record is from the annotation of a GenBank genome assembly.